Loa loa (African eye worm) is the source of this 1800-nucleotide messenger RNA. RefSeq lists its product as hypothetical. Gene Ontology annotation, molecular function: protein binding. Gene Ontology annotation, biological process: nucleocytoplasmic transport. Gene Ontology annotation, cellular component: nuclear pore. The coding region runs from base 1 to 1800 and encodes 599 amino acids. The record is from RefSeq and is a predicted model, not a curated record. The transcript has 11 exons. Lineage: Eukaryota; Metazoa; Nematoda; Chromadorea; Rhabditida; Onchocercidae.
AUGUCAUCGUAUCAAUUUCCACCAACUGCUUCAUCAGCUGUUCUUCCUGUUUGUUUGUAUGAAACAAAUGGUCGAUUAAUUUAUGGUACAGAGGAGGAAUUGCAUAAAAUGGAAGAGAAUGCAUUGUUACGUGCAUUUCCGAAAAUUGAAAAUGGAUUAUUGAAUCGAUUGCAACAAUCAUUAUCGCGUGAUAAUAUUCGCGAAACAUUUGUGGACAAUCAACAGAGCCGAUUUCAACAAGCCAUAAGUAAUUGGGCAACCAAAGGUAUCGAUAGUCUGGUUGAUUGUGUUCGAAACGCUGUAAGUGGUACCAUUCCCUACAGUAAUUUGAUUUUAUCCGCCGGUCAGAUCUUCACUAAAGCUCAAACUGAUAUUACAAAUGUUUUUGCUAAAUCCGAAGAAAGCUUAUAUAAUUCCAUCAUGAAGACUUCAUCUACAUUAAAUUGGUUAACAAAUUGGGUUCGUUGUAUUGCAGUACAUAAUGGUGGUCAUCGAAUUGCAGUAUGUCAAAAUAAUGAUUGUAUUAGAAUAUUUUGUUGCGGCUCUGACAGAUUACCCGUUACUUUAAUGCAUCAGUUUCAGCGAAAUGUGACUGAUAUGGCUUGGAAGCCUUUUGAUCGUACGGUGCUAGCGGUGGCUUGUACCCAUGCUGUGUUAAUUUGGAGGCUUGACAAGCAAAAUUUUAAUAUUCGACCAUCAGUUAAUUGUGCAGAUGUCAUCGAGAUGUCAUCACUUGCUCCAAUCACUCAGUGUUUUUGGGAUUCUGUUUUUGAUCAAGCUUUAUUUAUUGUUUCAGCGUCAUCAUCGAGUUUGCAAGUUCUGGAUACAAGUAAUGGUGAAAGUGAACUAGUUGGUUCGUGGGCUGGUGGUCGUAUUCGUCAUGUAUGGAUUUCCCCCAAUGGUGGUAAAAUAGCUGUUGCAUAUGAUGGAAAUAUGAUAAGUAUUUACGAUCGUCAUUCAUGGCAUGAAGAACGAUGGAAAAAAUUGAAAGGUCUUUGUAUGGCAGCAGUUUGGACUCCCUUAAGUGAUGUAUUUUUUUUUGCAACACGUAAUGAGCCCUUCAUUCGUGGCAUUCAUUUCGUUAAAAAGUUACAAAAUAUGAAGAAUGAUCAGUUAUCAUACGGAUCCGAAGUUGCUAUCCCUGUAUAUGAUCUUUCGGAAAUGAUAUUAGAACAUCCGGAUAAUGGUAGAGAUGCUAGUAAUAGUAAUAAUAGUAGUAUAUGCAAGAUCGAUGGAUAUAUUCGUGAUAUGAAGAUUUCUCCUGAUGGUCAGCGUAUCGCUGUUACUUUCAGUGAAAAUCCGGCAGUUAUUGCUCUAUUUGUGGUUGAAACGAUGCCAUCAUUCUUUUUUGCUCCUUGUGGAUUGAUAAAUGGAGCAGCAAAUUUUGGCCCAGCAACCAUCUUAUCAUUUUUCCCAAAAUUCCAAUAUGGUUCAUUGCUGAUUGUUGUUUGGUCUGCUGGGAAGAUGCAAUACAUUCCAUUAUUGUACGGUUUUCUUGCCAAUGAAGGGAUUCAUUUAAAUCGUACCAAGGAAGAGAAGUUAUUGAAUGAAAUAUCAACAGAACAGUUACUGGUCCAUGAAUCACAGCGGUUUGGAAAGGUAAAUUCAAGGAGUAACGGUCAAAUGCAAAGAACGGGACUGAGUAGUAGUAGUAGUGAUAGUGGUAGUCAUAGCCGAGAGAAUGCUAAUAAAAAUUCAACGACAACUUCAAAUGUGGAUGUAAAGCUGUUCUCUUCGGUGGGACUGUACGAUUUAUUAACUCUGGAAAGUGCUAAAAAGAAAUCUGAUAUUGUCAAUUGA